UGCACUCACGGAGAUCAGUCAUUUUUUCAGAGAUAUAUGCUCCAGCAAGUUGAAUGUUGAUCACAUUGAGAGGCUUCAAACGAAUAUCGUCGAGACACUAUGCAAACUUGAGAUGAUAUUCCCUCCAUCAUUUUUUGACUCAAUGGAGCAUCUCCCUAUACAUCUACCGUUCGAGGCAAAAGCUGGAGGUCCGGUCCAAUAUAGAUGGAUGUACCCAUUCGAACGGUACUUGUUUAAUCUCAAGAAAAAGGUUAAGAACAAGGCGCAUGUUGAGGCUUCGAUAUGUGAGGCCUAUAUUGUUGAGGAGAUCUCAACAUUUAUCUCGUACUAUUUCGAACCUCAUAUGAGAACGAGAAUCAAUUGCUUUCCACAGCAUGAUGAUGGCGGUGAAGUGCCAUCCAGUGGGAACUUGUCAAUAUUCUCCAAUACUGGACGACCCACACCUAAAAAUGCCAUAAGAGGAAGAUAUUUGUCGGAAAUAGAGUUCAAACAAGCACACAACUAUGUUCUAUUUAACUGUGAUGAGCUGAGACCUUUUAUUCAGCAACAUCGUCAAUAUUUUCUCUCCAAUAACUCACAGCUGACCGAAUCCCAGAUCUUUCAAUUACAAGAUGAGCAGUUUGCCACGUGGUUCAGAACACAUAUACGUAGAACAAAAACCAGAGCUUGUCGCUCAAGUACGGUCGCAGCUAGUUCGUCUAGCAGCGAGGAUGAUAUUUCCUUAGGUGCCUCUCAAGAAGAGGCACCUACACCACCUGCGCCGUCAACUGAUGCUGCCUCUUCCAGCGGUACUUCACAGCGCAGAGGCGGCGUGCCUUCGCAGCGGAAUCAAUUUACCCGCAAGUACGAGGCACAGUGGAAGGACGACCUUUCAAUGUUCACAAACAUUGAAGCCGCCCGAGUAAUAUCAUCGGCGUUUAAAUCGUCUAUGGAGAUUCCAUUGUUUCAAUGGAGUCAGAUAUCCAAGCAUCCUGAAUGGAUGCCUCAAAUCAAUGCAUGGUUUAACAGGUUUGAGCACAAAUUCUGUUAGGACAGUGAGCAUAACACUGUUGUGAGGAGGGUGUGGGAAAAUCACGCGGCAACUAGGUUGUGUGAUUUUUGGUAUGAAGCACAAAAAAAGGCAAAAAAAACCGUGAGGGAUAGGGGUUUCCAAGGCUGGAACGAUGUUGCGGUUUGGAGGGAUUUCAAACCGAUAUACAUCCCGGAAGAUAUAUGGCCGCACUAUCUUGAGCACGUGACGUCUGAGCGGUUCACACGACGCUCACAGUCCGGUGCUGGCAACCGGAAUCGGCCAAUUCAAGGCGGGGUGACAACGCACACUGGCGGCUCCGUUCCGUUUGCUGCACAUGCGAAACGGAUGGCUGCGUCUCUUGGACGUGAGCCGAGCCCGAUGGAGCUAUUUGUGGAGACGCACGUGCGGAGUUAAGACCGCUAGAAGGGGGCGCAACAUUUCAUUGAUAACCGUGCUCAGCAUUUCGUGGAGACCUAUAAUAAUCGGUUGAGGGAGAGAUACGGGGACGAUAUUUUGACCCAUCCGGAAUUCGAUUCGGAUUUGUGGAUGGAGGUUGGCUCGUCAGGUGGACCCGAUAAAAAUCGGGUUUACGGGCUCUCCAACACUAUGGCCGACAACUUGUGGUCGACCCGUAGUGUUUCAACCGUUGGGAGCUCCCAAUCAAUAUCGAGCUCCCAAUCUAAGGAGUUCGUGGCCUUGCAGCAACACACGGCUCAGCUCACCGAGAAAUACAAUAACCUAUCAACGGAGUACGCACAACUCAAAGCGUCUCAUGCACAACAAAGAGCGGAACAAAGAGCGGAGUCUGAGAAAAUCAAAGCGUCUCAAGCACAACAAAAAGCGGAGUAUGGAGCGGCUUGUAAACAACAAAAAGCGGCUUAUGAACAGCUUCGCGAAAUGAUUAUGAACUUGACAAAUAGUGGAACAUGUGCGCCUAAUCAUUUUUGGCCGUAUAACCACCAGCCUCCUCCAGGAUCUCCUCCUCCUCCUCCAGCUCCACCUUUAUAUUAAUUUGUAAUC
This is a messenger RNA of Populus trichocarpa (black cottonwood), 2032 nucleotides long. RefSeq lists its product as uncharacterized. Bases 113 to 1030 code for a protein of 305 amino acids. The transcript has 9 exons. The record is from RefSeq and is a predicted model, not a curated record. NCBI's taxonomy places the organism in Eukaryota, Viridiplantae, Streptophyta, Magnoliopsida, Malpighiales, Salicaceae.